CGGGUGCUGUGGGUUGCUCCUCCUCCGCUAAGGUUUCGGCGCGGGCGGGCACGAUGCGCAGACUCGGCCCUUGGCUAAAGAUGGCGGCGGCGGGUGAUAAACAGAAGCACGAGCACGGGCGGGUGAAGAUCGGGCAUUACAUCCUGGGUGACACGCUCGGCGUCGGCACCUUCGGUAAAGUCAAGGUUGGCAAACAUGAGUUAACUGGGCAUAAAGUUGCAGUGAAGAUCCUGAAUCGACAGAAGAUUCGCAGCCUUGAUGUUGUAGGAAAAAUCCGCAGGGAGAUUCAGAACCUCAAGCUCUUCAGACAUCCUCAUAUAAUUAAGCUGUACCAGGUCAUCAGUACACCAACUGAUAUUUUCAUGGUGAUGGAAUAUGUUUCAGGAGGAGAAUUGUUUGAUUAUAUCUGUAAAAAUGGAAGGCUGGAUGAGAAGGAAAGUAGACGUUUGUUCCAGCAGAUCCUUUCUGGUGUGGACUACUGUCACAGACAUAUGGUAGUACAUAGAGACCUGAAGCCUGAAAAUGUGCUGCUUGAUGCACACAUGAAUGCCAAGAUAGCUGACUUUGGUCUAUCAAAUAUGAUGUCAGAUGGAGAAUUUUUAAGAACAAGCUGUGGUUCCCCUAACUAUGCUGCGCCAGAAGUAAUUUCAGGAAGAUUAUAUGCAGGUCCAGAAGUAGAUAUUUGGAGCAGUGGGGUUAUUCUCUAUGCUUUGUUGUGUGGAACACUUCCAUUUGAUGAUGAUCAUGUACCAACCCUUUUUAAGAAGAUAUGUGAUGGUAUCUUUUAUACCCCUCAGUAUCUGAAUCCAUCUGUAAUCAGUCUUUUGAAGCAUAUGCUGCAAGUGGAUCCAAUGAAGAGAGCAACAGUCAGAGACAUUAGGUAAAAUACUAACUGAUGUCUGAUCACAGGAUGCUGGAAUGAUAAUCUCGGUGCAAAUAUGCAGAACAAAGAAGUCAUUCAUAGAGCUAGUCUGUGUUUUGUAGGGUGAGGAAAAAUUCAGCUGCUGAUGGUUUGGUUUUACCUCUGAUUCUCAUCUUCAGUGGCCUUCUGUCAGGAGUCGUAGUAAAAUGAGUUAUAUAGUGUUGUGCAAGAUGUUGAAAACC
Molecule: messenger RNA, 1104 nt
Organism: Neopsephotus bourkii (Bourke's parrot)
Lineage: Eukaryota; Metazoa; Chordata; Aves; Psittaciformes; Psittacidae
Product: 5'-AMP-activated protein kinase catalytic subunit alpha-1
Exons: 6
Coding region: 54-884 (276 amino acids)
Biological process (GO): protein phosphorylation; intracellular signal transduction
Cellular component (GO): cytoplasm
Molecular function (GO): ATP binding; protein serine/threonine kinase activity
Source: RefSeq, a predicted model, not a curated record